Molecule: messenger RNA, 1783 nt
Organism: Postia placenta MAD-698-R-SB12
Lineage: Eukaryota; Fungi; Basidiomycota; Agaricomycetes; Polyporales; Adustoporiaceae
Exons: 11
Coding region: 1-1665 (554 amino acids)
Biological process (GO): carboxylic acid metabolic process; sphingolipid catabolic process
Cellular component (GO): endoplasmic reticulum
Molecular function (GO): pyridoxal phosphate binding; sphinganine-1-phosphate aldolase activity
Source: RefSeq, a predicted model, not a curated record
AUGUCGUCCUCCACUGCUCACAGGCGUGCUCUUGUGCUCUCCAAUGCGCGCACCCUUCUCGCCAGCAACGGCACCUUUGACACACUCAAGACCCUGAUCGUCGCAUAUCUCUUCUUCACUCGCUUCCUCAAAAUCUCCCGCCAUGUUCGCGCUCGUGGCACUGUCCGCACUCUCCAUGAUGCUUAUGCAUGGAUAUCGCAGGAAGUCGUCCUGCUCGUGCUCCGCUUUCCGGCCGCGCGUCGCAAAGUGAACGCGGAGCUGGACAAAGUACGCCUCGACCUUGAGGAUGGCAUGGUUCCCCAUGGUCCCGACGUCGUCCGCCAUCUCGCGCUUCCGGAACAAAGUCAGUCGCCGGACUGGAUUGCACAAGAGAUGGAGCGCAUGGACAAAGAGGGCAAGGGCCAUGCGAACUGGGCAGAAGGCAGGGUCUCUGGGGCCGUAUAUCACGGCGGAGACGACCUCACUCGGGUUAUACUGGCCGCUAUCGAGCGCUACGCUCUCUCCAACCCUCUGCACCCCUCUGUCUUCCCCGCGGUGCGCAAGAUGGAGGCCGAGGUCGUUGCCAUGUGUCUCCGCAUGUACAACAACCCCAGCGGCGCGGGCACUACCACCAGUGGCGGCACCGAGAGUAUCGUCAUGGCCGUCAAGACCUACCGCGACUGGGCGCGCGCGGCAAAAGGCAUAACCGAGCCCGAGAUGGUCGUCCCGGUCACUGCGCAUGCAGCGUUCGACAAAGGCGCCGCGUACAUGGGUGUCAAGGUCCAUACGGUCCCCGUCGACCCCAUCACGCGCAAGGCCGACCUCAAGCGCGUCGCUCGCGCUAUCAACAGCAACACGAUCAUGCUCGUCGGCUCUGCCAUCAACUUCCCCGACGGCAAUCAGGACGACAUCCCCGCACUCGGCGCGCUCGCUCAGAAGUAUAACGUUGGCCUGCACGUCGACUGCUGCCUGGGCAGCUUCAUCAUGCCGUUCGUCGAGGAGGCUGGGUUCGGGCCUGUGCAGCCCUUCGACUUCCGCGUGCCGGGCGUGACGAGCAUCAGCUGCGACACGCACAAGUACGGGUUUGCGCCAAAGGGUAACUCGGUCAUCAUGUACCGGGACGCGGAGCUGCGGCGGCACCAGUACUACGUCAACCCCGGAUGGGUCGGCGGCGUGUACGCCAGUCCGAGCAUCGCUGGCUCGCGCCCGGGCGCGCUCAUCGCAGGGACAUGGGCCGCGAUGCACUACAUGGGCCACUCCGGGUACCUCGAGUCCUGCCGGGCGAUCGUCGGCGCGGCGCGCACGAUCGCGCACCGGAUCCGCACGGAGAUCCCGGAGCUGCGCGUGCUCGGCGACCCGCCCGCGUCCGUCGUCGCAUUCGCCGCGGCAGCGGGCGUGGGGCGGCUCAACGUGCUCGAGGUCGGCGACAAGAUGGAGAAGCGCGGCUGGCACCUGAACGGGCUGAGCGGGCCCGCGGCGGUGCACAUCGCUGUAACGCGCUUGACGGUGCCGGUCGUGGACCAGUUCAUCGCGGACCUCAAGGACGCCGUGCGCGAGGCGCGCGACGCGCCGGAGGGCAAGGGGACGAUGGUGAUUCUGUAUGGUCUAGGCUCGUCGAGCCCGGUGGGUCCGACGAUCGUGGGGCACGUCGCGACGGCGUUCCUGGACACGUUGUACAAGGCGUAGGGCGGGUCGGCUGUUACGCUGAUGCGGAUGCUUGGGUACUAUCGAGCGCGUUCGUGUUGCGCUUGUCUUAAUGGGUCUUAAGAUCGACGACGUAUGCAUGCUGUUGUCUGCUAUCUCA